AUGGUGACGGAAAAGAAAUCCAACUCUAAAUCGAGAAUGUCUGUCUCCAAGCUCAAAGAACAAUAUGCCGUCGUUACAGAGACCGUUGAUAAUCUUCGUUAUGGACUUAUACAGAGGCACUUUCAGCUGCUCGAUACCAAUGGUUCCUUGCUUCUGUUUCUCACAAACUAUCUAUCAUGGUUCAUGAUAUCUUCCUUUAAGAUCUGUUUUGCUUUCUCUGUGAUUGUGAAUCAUGGCAGUGGCCAAGUACACGGCAGCGCAAAGACGUUCUCCGGUGAAACUCGGAGCAACGGAUUUAAUUUGUUGUCGUACUCUUCAAGGACUCACAGGAAAGUGGCCAAGUACACGGCAGCGCAAAGACGUUCUCCGGUGAAACUCGGAGCAACGGAUUUAAUUUGUUGUCGUACUCUUCAAGGACUCACAGGAAAGGUUCUUUCACUGGACUGGACGCCAGAGAGUAACUGUAUCGUCAGUGCAUCUCAAGACGUGUUUGUUAUAUCUUCAAUCUUAGCUCGACCGCUGAUAAGGACGGAACUGUGCCAGUUUCAAGAAUGCGCAGUGGAAACAAUGUUUACGUUUCAUGCUGAGGAUGCUCAUUUGAUUACCAGUUCAGGUGAUCAAACAUGUGUCAAGUGGAAUGUUACUACCAGUAUUAAAACUUAUGUGUUUGGCGGCGAGUUUCAGUCUGGACAUAUUGCUGAUGUACUAAGUAUGGAUAAAGUAUAUUGGAAUGCAGCUAAACUCAUGGCCUUAUACACCUACUGUGCUCCAUUUACUCCAGUGUCUCAAUCUGCGAAUCAAACUCAACUGGAUUCAUGUGAUACCACUGCACGCUUGUGGGACACUCGUGCUGCAAACAGAGCAGUGCAGACGUUACAUGGGCACAAAGGAGAUGUGAAUACUGUCAAGUUCUUUCCGGAUGGGUAUAGAUUAGGGACUGGAUCAGGGAUGAACAUGCAGGUUGUAUUGGAUUCGGGGGAACUUAAAGACUCACACAUGAAUCAUAGAAGUUGUUUGGAGAUGUUAGCAGAUGGAAGUGCCUUGUGUACUGGAAGUUGGGAUUCAAAUCAUAAGGCGUUUGGAGAGCAAAUGAGAGUGGUAUGA
This is a messenger RNA of Eruca vesicaria subsp. sativa (arugula), 1104 nucleotides long. The record is from the annotation of a GenBank genome assembly. Lineage: Eukaryota; Viridiplantae; Streptophyta; Magnoliopsida; Brassicales; Brassicaceae.